Ficedula albicollis (Collared flycatcher) is the source of this 1442-nucleotide messenger RNA. RefSeq names its product chromosome 1 open reading frame, human C3orf52 (gene C1H3orf52). The transcript is spliced from 6 exons. The coding region runs from base 269 to 964 and encodes 231 amino acids. The record is from RefSeq and is a predicted model, not a curated record. Lineage: Eukaryota; Metazoa; Chordata; Aves; Passeriformes; Muscicapidae.
GUUGAGGGCUGGUUCAGGAAGGUAGGCAAACUGGAAAACCGAGUAUUGCUCAGCUGAGAGUCAGAGUUCUCACGGCUACACAAAUCGAUACUGCCUCCGCCUUCCCUUUCUCUGCAGCCAGGGCAGCCCACUUUAUCUGUUCUUCCAAGGAAUUCCCCUCAUUCAACAGUAUUUUGAGACCUCUCCUGUGAAAACCAUCCGCACUCUCCGUUCCCAGCCUGGUGUCAGAGCUAUUACCGACCAUAAUUACGGCUGAAAGAAGAAGGAAAUGAGUUGGCUCUGCCCUCGCUUCAGAGACAGAGGUCCUCGCAGAGAACCUUCUUCAGAGAGAGAAGCAAUGAACUCUGCUCAGGAGCAUGAGGUUAUUGAAUUCCAGGAGCAUAAUGUGGAGGAAAGCAAGGCUGAUCACCACAAGACUCUAAAUGGCCAAACAAGAAAGGAGGAGAGAGAUCCCUGGAAAUCGUGCAGGAAUGUAGUUUUCUGGAAGUGUAAACUAUGGAUGGUUAUAACUGCGAUAUUUCUAGUGAUCUUCCUGGUCAUUCUCAUCAGCCUAAUUCUUUAUUCUAAUAUUUACACAGAUGAGGAUGACUACUGGGAUCCUGAUGAACUACUAAGCACUGGAAUCUUCCACAAUUUUUCAGGAACAUUGGAGUUAAUGUGUGGUCUCCCACACUUCUCCUCAGAGAACAUUACUAAGAAGCUAGCAGAAGUCUACAGUUCAUCUCCAGCUUUAGGACGCUACUUUAGGUCAGCUCAGGUGAUUUCUUUCAGUAAUGAAAGCUCCACUGUAAAUUAUCAGCUAGUGUUUUCUGUACCACCAUCAACAGAGGAAUUUAUGGAAAACAGUAUGAACCCAGAUUUUAUAAGGAACAUUUUACGUCAAAAUAUUUAUGAUGAAGAUACUCUCAAUCCUGGGACAUCUGAAUGUGUCAGAUUAAAACUCGACCCGGCUUCUCUCACAUAGAAAUUAUGGAAAGAUUCCUCAUCUUCAUCACCACCUAGAAGAGAUGAGAUUCCCUAUCUAUAAGUAAUCCCAGGGCAGGGAACUAUUCGUUAGGUAGAAAUACUUCUAAAAUUGUUGUCCUAUAAAUACUGCCUGUGAUGCAACAUUGUAAAUGGAAAAUGUGGUAUAUUUAUGACAGUGUUGUAUUGCUACAACACCACUACCUCUUUCUUUUAUAUUUCAAUAAUCAGUUCACCCUUGAGAAAAUCAUGUAUUUGAUGCAUGCUCUGUUGAUCUUGAAAGUUCUGCUUUGUCUUGCCUUUUGAUUAAAUCUGAAUCCUCUGCAUGAACUUUAAAAGCAGUCUUGCACCUGGCUCCUUUCUUUUUCUCUUGGCUUAUGCAAAAUUACCUGCACAGCUUCAUCCUCAAUGCUUUCACUCAAUUUUUUUUUUAUUUUUUUCCUUCCAAACUCUAUGUCACAUUUCCUUGUUGCUCUUUC